Nannospalax galili (Upper Galilee mountains blind mole rat) is the source of this 4719-nucleotide messenger RNA. It is a transcript of the gene Col6a2, whose product is annotated as collagen type VI alpha 2 chain. The record is from RefSeq and is a predicted model, not a curated record. The transcript is spliced from 28 exons. NCBI's taxonomy places the organism in Eukaryota, Metazoa, Chordata, Mammalia, Rodentia, Spalacidae. The coding region runs from base 171 to 2948 and encodes 925 amino acids.
CCGGGCACCCGACGGGCGGGGAUAAAGUGGGCGGCCUCUCGCACAGUCGCCUCCCGCCCAGUCCCGCGGCCGCUCCCGCGCCCUUCGCUCCUGCCCACUCUGCGCCCGCAUCUCGGGGCUGGCAGGACCUUGAGUCGCCACCGAGGUGCCCAGCCAGGACAUCAGGGCACAUGACCAUUGCCAAGAUGCUCCAGGGCCCCGUCUCUGUGCUCCUGCUUGGGGGACUCUUGGGGACCCUCCAUGCCCAGCAGCAGGAGGUCAUCUCACCUGACACCUCCACCUCUGAGAGGAACAACAAUUGUCCCGAAAAGGCUGACUGUCCCGUCAACGUGUACUUUGUCCUGGACACCUCGGAGAGCGUGGCCAUGCAGUCGCCCACAGACAGCCUGCUCUACCACAUGCAGCAGUUUGUACCUCAGUUUAUCAGCCAACUGCAGAAUGAGUUCUACCUGGACCAAGUGGCACUGAGUUGGCGCUAUGGUGGUCUACACUUCUCCGACCAGGUGGAAGUGUUCAGUCCACCUGGCAGCGACCGGGCCUCCUUCACCAAGAGCCUACAGGGCAUCCGCUCCUUCCGCCGAGGCACAUUCACCGACUGCGCACUGGCCAAUAUGACACAGCAGAUCCGGCAGCACGGAGGCCGAGGGGUGGUCAACUUUGCUGUUGUCAUCACUGACGGCCAUGUCACAGGCAGCCCAUGUGGGGGCAUCAAGCUACAGGCUGAGCGAGCCCGUGAGGAGGGCAUCCGGCUCUUUGCUGUGGCCCCCAACAGGAAUCUGAAUGAGCAGGGCCUGCGAGACAUCGCCAACACUCCACAUGAGCUCUACCGCAACAACUACGCCACCAUGAGGCCAGACUCCACUGAGAUUGACCAGGACACCAUCAACCGCAUCAUCAAGGUCAUGAAACAUGAAGCCUAUGGGGAGUGCUACAAGGUGAGCUGCCUGGAGAUUACUGGACCCCCUGGACCCAAGGGCUACCGAGGACAGAAGGGUGCCAAGGGGAACAUGGGCGAGCCAGGAGAGCCUGGACAGAAGGGGCGACAGGGAGACCCAGGCAUCGAAGGCCCCAUUGGAUUCCCAGGACCCAAGGGUGUGCCUGGCCUCAAAGGAGAGAAGGGUGAAUUUGGAGCCGAUGGUCGGAAGGGAGCCCCUGGUCUAGCUGGCAAGAACGGAACUGAUGGACAGAAGGGCAAGCUAGGCCGAAUUGGACCUCCUGGCUGCAAGGGAGACCCUGGAAACCGGGGCCCUGAUGGGUACCCAGGAGAAGCUGGAAGUCCAGGCGAGCAAGGAGACCAAGGCGCCAAGGGAGACUCUGGCCGCCCAGGACGCAGGGGGCCCCCAGGAGAUCCCGGAGACAAAGGAAGCAAGGGAUAUCAAGGCAACAAUGGAGCCCCAGGAAGUCCAGGUGUGAAAGGAGGCAAGGGUGGGCCUGGCCCUCGUGGACCCAAAGGAGAACCCGGGCGCAGGGGAGAUCCAGGAACUAAGGGCAGCCCAGGCAGUGAUGGCCCCAAGGGGGAGAAGGGAGACCCUGGUCCUGAGGGGCCCCGGGGCCUGGCUGGAGAAGUCGGCAGCAAAGGAGCCAAGGGAGAGCGAGGCUUGCCUGGACCCAGGGGUCCUCAGGGGGCUCUUGGGGAACCUGGAAAUCAGGGAUCUCGGGGAGACCCUGGUGAUGCUGGACCUCGUGGAGAGUCAGGACAGCCAGGUCCCAAGGGAGAUCCUGGAAGGCCUGGAUUCAGCUACCCAGGACCCAGAGGGACACCGGGAGAAAAGGGCGAGCCCGGCCCACCAGGCCCAGAGGGAAGCCGAGGAGACUUUGGCCUGAAAGGAGCACCUGGGAGAAAGGGAGACAAGGGAGAGCCGGCUGAUCCUGGUCCUCCUGGUGAACCUGGCCCUCGGGGGCCAAGAGGAAUCCCAGGACCUGAGGGAGAACCUGGUCCUCCUGGAGACCCUGGCCUCACGGAAUGUGAUGUCAUGACCUAUGUGAGGGAGACCUGCGGAUGCUGUGACUGUGAGAAGCGUUGUGGUGCUUUGGAUGUGGUCUUCGUCAUCGACAGCUCUGAAAGCAUUGGCUACACCAACUUCACACUGGAGAAGAAUUUUGUCAUUAAUGUGGUCAACAGGCUGGGUGCCAUUGCUAAGGACCCCAAGUCUGAGACAGGCACACGUGUGGGUGUGGUGCAGUACAGUCAUGAGGGUACCUUUGAGGCCAUCCGGCUGGACGACGAGCGAGUCAACUCCCUGUCCAGCUUCAAGGAGGCCGUCAAGAACCUCGAGUGGAUCGCAGGCGGCACCUGGACUCCCUCUGCCCUCAAGUUUGCCUACAACCAGCUCAUCAAGGAGAGCCGGCGCCAGAAGACCCGCGUGUUUGCAGUGGUCAUCACAGAUGGGCGCCACGACCCACGUGAUGAUGACCUUAACCUUCGGGCGCUGUGUGACCGUGAUGUCACAGUGACAGCCAUCGGUAUUGGUGACAUGUUCCACGAGAGGCAUGAGAGCGAGAACCUCUACUCCAUCGCCUGUGACAAGCCACAGCAGGUGCGCAACAUGACAUUGUUCUCCGACCUGGUGGCCGAGAAGUUCAUUGAUGACAUGGAGGAUGUCCUCUGCCCGGACCCCCAUAUCGUGUGUCCAGAGCUUCCCUGCCAAACAGAUGAACCGUGGCCUGGCAGCGAGCCCCCGGUCACCUUCCUCCGCACGGAAGAGGGUCCGGACCCCACCUUCCCCAAGACCAUCCCCCUGAUCCAGCAGUUGCUAAACGCCACGGAGUUCACACAGAACCCAGCUGCCUACUCCCAACUGGUGGCUGUGAUGGUCUACACCGCCGAGAGGGCCAAGUUCGCCACAGGGGUCGAGCGGCAGGACUGGAUGCAGCUGUUCAUUGACACCUUUAAGCUGGUGCACAGGGACAUCACAGGGGACCCAGAGACUGCAUUGACACUCUGCUAAGCUCAGGGCCACCAUGAGCAGACAGACAGAGCAAACCCUCACCGCUUAUAGUUUCCUAGGGCUGCCGCCACAACUAGGGCCUCAAACAGCAGGGACCCACCCUUGCAGUCCUGAGGCAGAAAUCCAGAAUCUAGUGUCUUUAAGGCUGUACUCUCUGGAGGGUACCCUCCUACAUUUUCCAGCCUCUGCUGGAGCUGCUGUCCUUGGUUUGUGGACACAUCACUGGUGUCGCCUCCAUCUUCCCAUGGACUUUUCUCUUUUUGUCUCUGUGUCCCUUCCUCAUUUUUACAAAGACAUCAGUGAUUGAAUUUAAGGCCUACCCUAAAUCCCAGAAGUUUGCAUCUCAAGAUCCUUAAUUUAAUCUCCUGUUUGUAGUCCUUUACCACAUAGUGACCUUCACAGGCUCUGCUGUUGCAGUGUGAGCAUCUUUAGGGGGUCACUAUUCAGUUGGCCAUACCACCCCAGUCCAUCUGAGCCACAUUGUGGCACAGGUGAGGGAGGAAUGUGAUCCAAGUGCUUGAGGAUGUCCUCCUUGCCUGCUUCUAGUUGGAACUGGUUUGGUGGCAGGUGCAUGUUCAGAGCCUACAGGAAACCAUGGGAAAGUGACAAGGGUUGUGCAGCACACAGCAGUGGCCCAGCAGUCCUGAGUCAGUGGUAUAGCUCAUUGGUGUCAUCCCCAUUAAGUCAAAGUGCCAGAGUUGAUCUGCCAGCAUGCCUAAGCAUGUCCCCAGCCUGGUAUCUGGAGGUAACAUGAAGGAGUGGGCAGGAACUUUGCUGCCUCCAGCUGCCUGAGAAUCAUAAAAUGUUGGGAAAUGGCAGGGGACCCACAGCAAAGUCACUGCCCCCCAAGGUGAGCAUAUUCUGACUGAACCCAAGAAGCCCUAAUUAGGCUCGGCUGAUCAGUCGCUGCUCCCAUGUAUGCCCCUCUAGCUCAGGAUAAAACCUGUCCUCUUGGAAUGUGGAGGGAGGGUCAUAUUUCACACUUACUGCCUGAGGAAGGCUGGAACAGACUCCCUGUUGGGAGUCACUGGCAGGAGAAGGGACCCCUCCCAGAAGUGGGGCAUAGAGCCCCUGAAUCUCAGAACUACCAGUCACUUAUACAUCUUCAUCAGCGUCACCUGGUCUCCAGGGGUUGUCUGUCAGUUAUGAGAGACUAGAAAGUCCAGUUGCCAGUAGGAACUUUCAAGAAACUCUGAGCAGGUUCCAGGGGCAAUGUGCACUAAAUAAGCUAUAUAGCUAAUAAGCUCAGUAAGAAAGACUACCUGAUAGCAGACACUCACUGGCUCAGGGUUCAACUUCGGAGGUAGUAAGCAAUGUUAAAUGUUUUAUAAAAAAGUGAAACCUGUAACUGAAUGAAUUGCUGUGGUCAAAUGGCAAGCUGUGGUGACUUACUGUGAGCUAGGUACUCACAUGCCUGUGGGGUGGGCACCCUGGCACCUGCCUCAACAUUCUUGGUCAUUCAUGACUAGAGUCAGGCUGUCUUUGAUAUGAUUCGCUGGGUGCCGGAAUGCCCAUGUCAUGACAGUGUAUAGAACUAUCCUGCUCCUUCCUCAUAGGCUUGGGCCCACCUGGUGUCUCUAGGUGAACAGGUGGCUGUGCCCCAACCUUUGAGCUCUGACACCUAUAUGUCUAGGGCUGGUGACUUUCCACCAGGGGAAGGGAUGUCUUGGUGGCAGUGAGUCUCAGAGGGGCCCACCUGGGCUGCCUCAGUCACACCCAUGCUCCCUGCACACCAAAGUGACAAACAGUCCCAGGACAUGUAGGUUCUUCC